AUGGGUGAGAGAUUCAAGAAUGGAAAAUGGAAGAGAAUAAUGGAGGCUCCAACUAGUGUUGAGUAUGAUCUAGCUGUGUUGAACAUGCAGGAUUCCUGGCGGGCUUUUCCUAAGGUAAUUGAGUAUUUGAAUGGUACAUGGUUACCCCAUGCGGAAAAAUUUGUCUUAGCAUGGACAAAUAAUGUGCUUCACUUUGGCAACAUCAACAAUUGUAGAGUAGAGAGUGCACAUUCGAUGAUGAAGAAUUGGUUGUCAUGUGCUAAUGGGUCUUUUGACACCGUGUGGGGGAAGGUUAAUGCAGCGAUCAACUCACAACUCACAGAGAUUAGAAACACCCUUGAGGCGUCGAUGCGUACUCAUGGUCAGAUGUGGACCCGACUUCCGUUCCAGCAUUUGAGUGGCCAUGCGUCCCACUACUGUUUAAACCUUUUGGUGAAGGAGGAAACACGGAUGAAGGCGUUAAGUCAUGAGGUUCAUGUACGUUGUGGAUGUGUGUAUAGGACUACACAUGGUCUUCCUUGUGCGUGCCAAAUUUUCGAUGCAAUUCACUCAGACACAUAUUUCGCUCGGCAACAGAUUCAUUCAUUUUGGAGGACACUUAAGAUCAAUGAUGGAGAUCACAUAAUUGAGUUGGCCGACAUAAAUCCCUGCGCACAGGAUACUCAGUUUUUCCAGUCUCUUGUCGAUGAAGUGUCUUCUAGCGAUCCUGCAGUGAUACGCCACAUGUCCCGAAUGAUGCAUAACUAUCUACACCCAGAUAAGGCCGGUUACAUUCAACCCGAACCUAAUAUGUCAACAAGAGGUAGGCCAAAUACUCGACGCAAUAUCAGUGCAUGGGAACACAUGGGUCAUGGCCGAGGUCGUGGCCGAGGUCGUGGUCGUGGUCGUGGUCGUGGUCGUGUUCGUGGACGCGCUCGUGAUGGUCCUCAAAGGGACAUAUCGGAGUUUCGCUACCUAGACAGAAUCCCGGGAAUUAUUGUGGAUUUUGUAGAAGAUUGGAUCGAUGUAAUGGGUGAUGGAAAUUGUGGUUUUCGUUGUCUUGCUGAUUUUUUCCUAGGUGAUCAAGAUAAAUAUGUGGAGGCGAGGAAGAUAAUUGCGAAUGAGGUAGGGGCCAAUAGAUGGAAGUAUCAACAUAUUCACCAUGGUGGUGUCGACGAAGCUAUGAGACGUAUCAAAUGGCCCGGAGGGCAUUGCACAUCAGAUCAUUAUAUGGAAGUGAUGGAAGACUUGUUCCCUAUUGCUCAAUUCUGGAACUGUGCGGUGAUUUUGUUAGGAGUGCAAGGCGGUUCCUUGUAUCCAUGUAUGACAGUUUUGCCUUGGGAUGCUGAGUGCAACGUGACACAACCUAGCAGAGAAAUUUUUAUUCUCCAUCUAAUAGAGUAUAACCAUUUCAUUCGAUUGGAUCUUUCACCUGGUUGUCCUAUUCCUCCUUUAGCCGACUUGUGGUUUAUGGUUCGAGAGCCAAGUGUCAUUGGUUGGGAGCAAAUAUUUCAACAUCGGAUAGCAGAAUGGCAGCAUUUGGAGACUUUGGUGUAA
Messenger RNA from Spinacia oleracea (spinach), 1536 nucleotides. RefSeq lists its product as uncharacterized. The record is from RefSeq and is a predicted model, not a curated record. The transcript is spliced from 2 exons. The coding region runs from base 1 to 1536 and encodes 511 amino acids. NCBI's taxonomy places the organism in Eukaryota, Viridiplantae, Streptophyta, Magnoliopsida, Caryophyllales, Amaranthaceae.